Linum trigynum is the source of this 6061-nucleotide messenger RNA. Lineage: Eukaryota; Viridiplantae; Streptophyta; Magnoliopsida; Malpighiales; Linaceae. The record is from the annotation of a GenBank genome assembly.
GCGCACAGCGAUUCAGGUGGAUUGUAUUCAAGCUGGGAGUAUAUGACAUAUACUCGCCAGCUUGUGGGGGAUGUUAAACUCCAUGAGCAGAGUUGAAGAGAAGGAAGAAAAAGAUGAUAAGUCUGAAGCCCCUGUUCUGCAACGACAAAUGAAGGAGGGAAAGGCACAACGCAGUGUUUCAUCACAAGAAAGGAAGAGAGAAGAAGAUAGAAACGGCAACGUUCAAUUUAGUAUGUACAGAUUAAUUGUUAUUAGCUGUAGCUAGUGAUAGGUUGCCACUUGUCUCGUUUUAGAUGGACAAGGCAGUUAGAAUUAGUUUGUCUUGUAGUUCCGAAUUCUCUGUACAUAUACCUGCAACCUUGCAGCCAAAGGAAUCAGAAAAUCAUUCCACAAAUCAGUCUCCUUUCAAUUAUUCUCACUAUGGCUGAUAGGGGUUGUGAUUUGGAUUGACAGGAAGAAUCCAUUUCUGAAUUUUUUUCAUCGUAAAGGUCGAAGGCAGAGUAGCGCGGAUGGUGUUGGUGAUGGCUAGGGAUGGCAAUUUCGACCUGACCCGAUUUACCCGACCUGUUUGACCUGUUUUGGGGCGGUUCUGACCCGCUCCAUAGGAGGGGCGGGGUGGGAAUGGGUACCUCUCAUCGACCUGACCUGCCCUGACCCGCCCCAUUCUCGACCCGUUCUAGCCUAAGUUACAUGUAAUCUUAGUCAAAUUACUUAGGAUUUUCCUCUUAUUACAUCAUAUUUUAGGUAUAAUAAAGUUGUAAAUAAGUUAAAAACUCAAUUUCUCCAAUAAUUUAACUACAUUUUAUCAAAUUAUGUUUUUUUCUUGGUCUUUUAAUUAAAAUAAUGAAUAAUUCUAAUUUUUUUUGCAUAAAUUAUUUACCCAAUGGGUCGACCUGUCCCGACCCACGCCUCAUAAUAAAUUACCCGACCCGGACCCGACCUGCUACGGGGCAGGUAUGGGUAUCGAGAUACCCGCCCCGGACCUGCCCAUGGCCAUUUCUAGUGAUGGCAGGCUCGCUGCAACUGAUGUGAUGGUUGUAGUGAUUUGGAGCACCGGAGGAAGAAGUUGGGGUUUGGAGUUAUCACAGAGGAAGAGGAGGGAGGCAGGGUAACAGCAGUACGAUGAUACGGAUAGCCGGCCGGCGGCGUCGACAAUGAUAGUGGUGAUAGAUUUGGGAGUGCCGGAGUGAGAAUUGGGAAUUUAAUUUGGGGAAAGUGUUUGGUUUUAUUUUAUUUAUUGUUUAAUCAUAUCAGAACGACAGAACCUGUAAUUUUGAGUCAAUCUAUUUCUGAUCAUUGAUGACAAAGAAGACAGACGUCAGACGAGAAAAUGUAUUCGGUGUGGGUCGGUUUUUGUUUACGUCUGUUUGUUUGGGCUCGGUUCUAGGCCCAUAUUAUUAGUUCUGCUCGGGUCUGACUACGGAGUACGGACAAACCCGAAUGAAGCCCAACCCGAUCCAAACUCCUCCGCCCUCGGGUUCAGCUUCAUCGUCUCUCAUUACGCUCAUUAGUCAUCAACUGAACUUCACUGGAGUCGACUGGGGGAAGAAGAACAAGCAGGAACUGAAAAAAUGGCGUCAAUCUGAAACUACCCAGUUGAUCUCCUUCUCCGUCCCCUGUGAAAUUGAUUUCAAAGUUCGCGUCUUUUUCCUGUUUCCCACUCCGAUCGACGACACUUCCAAUGGCGUCUCGGAUUGGCGGCUGCCGCCGUCCCCUUCUCCUUCUCUUCCUCCUCUCCCUCGCUUCGCAGACAGCUUUCUCGUGGAAGCAAGACGAGUUCCGAAACUGCAAUCAGACCCCAUUCUGCAAGCGCGCUCGGUCAAGGAAACCCGGUUACUGUACCCUAAUCGCCGAUCAAGUCUCCAUUUCAGACGGUCUGCUCACCGCCAAGCUAAUCCCUAGGCCGAUUCCCAAUCAGGAAGAGGGUGGAGAAGAUCAUCACCAGAUCGCCAAGCCUCUGCUGCUCUCCGUCUCGAUUUACCAGAGCGGAAUCCUGCGCCUGAAAAUCGAUGAAGACCCGGCCCUCGACCCGCCCAAGACCCGGUUCCAAGUCCCCGAGGUGGUCGUCUCUGAGUUUGACGAGACCAUGCUCUGGCUCUCGAGGGUGUCAACUGAGACGCUCGACGGCGAUUCAGCUCCUUCCUCCGUCGUCUAUUUGUCAGAUGGGUACGAAGCUGUUCUUCGACACGAUCCGUUUGAGCUCUACGUGAGGGAGAAGUCAAGUAAGUCGCGUUUGGUUUCGUUGAAUUCUCAUCAGUUGUUCGAUUUCGAGGAAUUGAGGGUCAAGAAUGAAGGGGAAGAGUGGGAAGAGAGGUUUAAAGGUCAUACGGAUACCAGGCCUUAUGGUCCUCAGUCAAUCAGCUUCGAUGUAUCAUUUUAUGAUGCUGAAUUCGUCUAUGGUUUGCCUGAGCAUGCCACGAGCUUAGCUCUUAAACCAACUAAAGGCCCUGGAGUUGAAUAUUCCGAGCCUUACCGAUUAUUCAACUUGGAUGUGUUUGAGUAUCUCCAUGAGUCGCCUUUCGGUCUCUAUGGAUCGAUCCCAUUGAUGAUUGCUCAUGGGAAAACUGGGAAGAGCUCUGGGUUCUUCUGGUUAAACUCGGCUGAGAUGCAGAUCGAUGUGUUGGCCGAAGGAUGGAAUGCAGAUUCAGGGCUUUCCCUCCCUUCUGAUCAGAAGAGAAUUGAUACAUUAUGGAUGAGCGAGGCAGGGAUAGUGGAUGCUUUCUUCUUCGCAGGACUGGGUCCUAAGGACGUGGUGAGCCAAUACACAGCUGUGACCGGGAAGCCAGCAAUGCCACAACAUUUUGCCACUGCUUAUCACCAAUGCAGGUGGAAUUAUAGAGAUGAGGAGGACGUGGAGAAUGUGGAUGCUAAGUUUGACGAGCAUGAUAUUCCUUACGACGUUCUGUGGCUUGAUAUCGAGCAUACGGAUGGUAAGAGGUACAUGACAUGGGAUUCAGUUAUGUUCCCGCACCCAGAGGAGAUGCAGAAGAAGUUGGCUGCCAAAGGAAGGCGAAUGGUGACCAUUGUUGAUCCUCAUAUUAAGAGGGAUGAUAACUAUUAUAUACAUAAGGAGGCUGCUGAGAAAGGGUAUUAUGUGAAGGAUUCAAGUGGAAAGGACUUUGAUGGGUGGUGUUGGCCUGGAUCAUCUUCUUACUUGGAUGUGUUGAGUCCUGAAGUGAGGAUGUGGUUCAGUGACAAGUUUGGAUUUGAUAGCUAUAAGGGUUCGACUCCGUCGCUGUAUAUUUGGAAUGAUAUGAACGAGCCUUCCGUAUUCAAUGGCCCAGAGAUUUCAAUGCCAAGGGACGCUUUGCAUUUUGGGGGAGUGGAGCAUCGAGAAUUGCAUAACGCAUAUGGCUACUUCUACCAUAUGGCAACCUCAAAUGGCCUUGUCAAGCGUGGAGAUGGAAAAGACAGGCCGUUUGUUCUGUCAAGAGCAUUCUUUGCUGGAACUCAGAGGUUUGGAUCUGUCUGGACAGGGGAUAACACGGCAGAUUGGGAUCACUUGAGAGCAUCUGUUCCAAUGAUUUUGACCCUCGGUUUGUCUGGAAUAUCAUUCUCAGGUGCCGAUGUUGGAGGGUUUUUUGGGAAUCCGGAGCCGGAGUUAUUAGUUCGUUGGUAUCAACUUGGUGCUUUCUACCCUUUCUUUAGGGCACAUGCUCAUCAGGACACAAAACGGCGCGAGCCUUGGUUAUUUGGAGAGCGAAAUACGAAGCUCAUCAGACAAGCCAUACAUGUCCGUUACAUGUUGCUUCCAUAUUUUUACACGGUGUUCCGUGAGUCAAACACUACUGGUCUACCUGUUAUGCGUCCUCUCUGGAUGGAGUUCCCUUCCGAUGAUGCUACCUUUAGCAAUGAUGAAGCUUUCAUGGUUGGAAGCAGCCUCUUGGUCCAAGGGAUUUACACUGAGCGAGCGAAACAUGUUUCAGUUUACCUACCUGGCGAUGAACUCUGGUACGACCUUUUGAGUGGAGCUCCGUACAAGGGGUCUCAAACUCACAAGCUAGUGGCAUUGGAAGAUCGAAUUCCUGCAUUCCAAAAGGCUGGGACCAUCAUACCCAGGAAAGAUCGUUAUCGUCGGAGCUCCACGCAGAUGGUCAAUGAUCCCUACACUCUGGUGAUAGCUCUAAACAGUUCUCAAGCAGCUGAAGGUGAGCUCUACAUCGACGAUGGGAAGAGCUUUGAGUUCAUGCAAGGAGCCUAUAUCCAUCGACGAUUCGUGUUCUCAAAUGGAAAGCUCACAUCUUUAGACCUGACCCCUAACAACAAGAAGUCGAAAUUCACCUCUCAAACUGUCAUCGAAAGAAUCAUUCUCCUGGGACACUCUCCCGGACCAAAGAACGCCCUGAUCAAACCCGGGGAUGGUAAGGUUGAAGUGGGACUCGGCCCACUCGUGCUUGAAACGGGUCUCGGAUCUUCUUCCUCGUUUGUAACCAUUAGGAAGCCAAGUCUCCCUGUGGACAAGGAUUGGACUGUGGAACUUGUGUGAGUGCCCAUUUCUCCAUGCAUGAAAAGAGACCAGAAAUGAAAGAGGAAGAUGAAGAAAGGAUCUCCCCAAGUUGCUGAGAGGAAUUUGCUCUGUAAUGUAACACUAUCCUUAUUCUCCGUGUUCCCUUUUUGAGGGAUACGAGAAGAACAAGGAUCCAAAUUUCUGCAUACCUGUUCUACUAGAGUCUAGAUACUGAGCUGUUUUAGAAGCAUUAGAAUACAUAUCAGGUUUCAGAGAGCUGUAAGAUUGAAUUAUCAUCAUACAGUAGUUGUGUUUUGACUUACAGGAGAUUUCUGUCUUGUGUUUGAUCUCGGGGGUGUAGCUGUCGCUUCCCGUACUGCGUUUUUUAGGUACCAAAAGUGAACUAAAUGUGAAGUUUUGGACAGGACGAAUUAAGCUUUGGUUUUAUUUAAGCUUUGGUGUUGGUGAAUUGAGUUGAGAAAAAGUCCAGUAAAAACAAAACAAAGUCUCAAUCGAAUGAAAUCAAUAAAAGACAUCAUUAAAAGGAUUCAUAACAGGUACCAUUUUGGGCUAAGCAACUAAACAAAGUGUAUUGAGUUUUUCUAAAGGUAAGUCAGAGGCAAACAUAGUAAGUCAGAAGCAAACAUAAGGGAUAAAUUUAGGGCUGGGAAACGGUGCGGUCUGGUCCAUAUCGGACUAUAUAUAUAGUCUACAUUCCAGAUCAAAAGACUAGAGUAUAGAUCAUACAUAGACUAGACCACAGACUAUGCAGUCUGGUCUCUAUAGACCACAUUGAACGAAAAUAAACAAUUUGCAAACCACUAAUAAAAAAAAAUAUUGUUUUUUUCUCUUAAAAUAUAAAUUCCAACAUGCACGAAUAGUUUUGACACCAUAAAUCUCAGUAAAUAACAAAGAUACAAAGUCAAAGCAUCCCAACUUGCAGCAUAACGUCAUAAACAUUAACAUAAUUUCAUAUGGAGACACGAUCGUCUUUACUCUCUGGUGAAAUGUGAUUGUGAAUGAAGGAGAAGACAAGUUUCUCAAAAAAUUAAGAUUGAGAUUUGGGUUUCGUUGUGGGAGUUGGGAGAGUGGUCGAGUGGGGUGGUUACAAGUAUUGAGAAGUCUGUUGGGUCCACGGUUUGCUCCCGAUAAACCGCGGUCUAGACCAGACCAGACCAAGAGAUCAAAUCAUCAUAUAAUGCAGACCAUGGACCAGACCAUACCAUACUUAACAGUCUACGGUCCGGACCAAACUGUGUGGUCCGGUUUGGACCAUGGUUUUUCAAACGGUCUUAUCUAUUUUCCCAGUCCUAUAUAAGAUGAUGAUAUCUCAAUUUCUUGUCCUUGUUAAUUUACUCAAUGAAACGGAGACGGAAAACUGACUAAUGAGAGUGUGCACUUUCUAAUGUUCUUAAAAGAACAAGAGAUUUAGUGAGAGACGAGAGCGACCUAGGAAACUUGAAAGUUAAGUUUGGAUAGUAUGAGGCUUGAAAAUUGCCAAAGUGUGAGCAUGACCAAAAUUUCUAAUUUAUAUUUAAUUAAUUGUUCGAUAUUUUUGUGUUUAUUGAUUUCAAUAUCAUAAUAUCGUCUAUGAAAUAAAUCUCAUAAUACCGA